AACUGUUGAUAUUCUUUGUUGCAGGUAAAAAGAAAGGAUUUUAUUCUACAGUUUAAAACGGUAGUUUCAAAUUUUUUCCAUGUUAUUAUCUGGUAUAAUUGUUUUCAUUUCAAUAAUUCAUUCCUCUCAUGAAGGAUGGAGAGAUGUCUUAAAAGAUAUAAAAGAAAAGGCUAAGCAAAAACUAAGAAAUCAACAAAGCACGAAAAAUUAUCUUGGUUAUGACCUUUCGGAAUACCCUGGUACAAACGAUCAUUUCAGGAAACUGAAUAAAGAAAAGUGGGAUCUAUAUUAUGAAUGUUUGAAAGCACAAGAAAAUAAUUUAGGCCAUCAUCAGUCCAUAAAUCCAAUUGCUAUUGCAGCACUAGAAUCAGCUUCGGUGAAAUUAGAAUGUGGAAUAUGUCUAAGUCCAGAAGAUGUGAAUGAUAUGCAUAAAGUUGAAUGGCAUUCAGGUUUGAAGGAUGAAACGAUGCUUCAACCUGUUGAAUUAGAUGAACACAUAUUGGUAUCACCUGUCGAUAAGGCUUUAAUGAUGUAUAAUUUAAGAUUAGAACAAUCUGGGCAGUAUAUGUGUUCUUUGGGUCAAAGUCUUACGUCGCCAUAUUUUCUCACUGUGGUGAAGAGUUUCGAAAGCAAUAUAGAUGAAGUACAUCCAAGAACCGCCAAACACGGACCUUAUCCAAAAGAAGACUUCCUAUUACCUCAACACAAUCUACGGCUGGCCACAGGUUGGGGCCCAUGGUCACCUUGCAGUGAAUGUGGAAAAAUAGGAAAACAUCAUCGUUAUGGCUUUUGUGUCGUACAAUAUUAUUCAGGAGGGUCAAAUAAGAAGAGGAGGGCGAGAUCAAUUGCUAGCAAACACCUUGAACUACUGAAACUAUUUCCAGCAGGCAUACCAUGUACGUCCCAUAUAUUACCAGAAGAUAUAAAAUCGUUACCAGAUGUAAGGAAUAGAAAGGACGAAAUAAUGAUCGGUUUCUGUCAGGAAAAAUGCAAGGAUGAGGCAGUUUAUGAAGUGAAGGAUGCAAAUGGUAAUGUUUUAGAGCAAGCAAAUAAUUCCGCAGGAAUUUAUUCCAUGCUACAAGGAAUGCCACCUGCAGAGCCACAUAUCGAAAAAUCCUUAGAAUAUAGGAAAGCUCAUUCUGACAUAGUUUUGUCUUGUCCUGGAAAUUUAAAUUCCGAGACACCUAUACAGUGGCAAAUCGGCCAGAAAAUCAUAAUCCCUGAACUAAUAUCAAAAGAAUCAAAUGGUAGAAUAUUUGUUGGUUUAACGGAUAGAAUUCAUAUCAAACGAGCAUUGGUAUCAGAUAGUAAUAUUUACAGCUGUUGGCAACACAAAGAACUGGCUGGAAUUGUGAAGCUAGUCGUUGAGAAAAAAUUGGAAUUGCAUUUUAAUCAUCAUCUCAUGAUGCUUGCUAUGAUUGUUAUACUGUUCACAUUUUUUUGGGUAUUCACUAAAGCUUUUUUUGGAAGAAAAUAUGCUAGAAUUAAAGACUGACACAAUUGUUUAUAAUUUGAAUUCCAGAUCUUUACUUAUUUCUCUCUGUCUUAUGAGUAUCAUAAAAUAUUCAUGUCUCAACUAAACCCAAAACUAAUAUAAAUUUUUCAU
This is a messenger RNA of Harmonia axyridis, 1606 nucleotides long. RefSeq names its product Ig-like V-type domain-containing protein FAM187A. The transcript has 7 exons. Bases 80 to 1495 code for a protein of 471 amino acids. Lineage: Eukaryota; Metazoa; Arthropoda; Insecta; Coleoptera; Coccinellidae. The record is from RefSeq and is a predicted model, not a curated record.